AUGAAGGAAGAAUUAGUAUCAACAAAAUCGGAAUGGUAUGAUCUAUAUGGUAAGACGUUAAGAACAAACAUUGAAAACAAAAAAUAUUUCUUAAAGAAGGCUCGAGAUGCCAUUAGUGAACUGAAAGCUGCUGCUGCAACAGCAGAACAAGACGGUGCUGAACUAUCGAAGACUAAGAAGAACAAAGAAGAAGUAUGGAAUCGGUUCUUGAGUAAAUCAAUGCUAUUUCCUGAGAGAUCAGAUCCCAUUGGAUUGAGUUUAGCAUCAUUAAGUCAAUCAAUGAGAAUGGAGAGUUCUAAAGAUGCAAUAAAUGUAAUGAAAGGGAAUACACAGAAUCUAGACUCUAUGCUAAUAUAUCAGAAACAAUUGAAUGAUAAUAUAGAGACUUUAAUUAAAUCAUUGGACAACAAUGCGAAUGGUGAUGAUGACGAUCAGGGACAAGUAAGACAUUCCCAAGUGCAAACUCAUGCAAUGGAUUGGGAUACAUCGACAGCCAUGAAGAAUAAAGAGUUAUGGGAAUCAUUAAAUAAAUUUGUCACAGAAGCAUUGUUCUCCAAUGAUCCAUAUGCUAAUGUGUUAACUAAGGAUAUAGUAUCACAAGUUUUGAAAAAACUGAUUAAUUAUGAUCCAACUUUAACAUUAGAAGAUUUCAAAGAAGACAAACAAGGUAAUGGCGCGUUAAUGAGACUGUAUAGACUAUUACUAAAGUCCAAUUUAAUAAUAUGUGAAGGAGACUCUAAUAUCUCACCCAGAGAUAGAAGAGUUCAAUUGAUUGACUUCAUUGAUUCAGAUUUAUCAUAG
Messenger RNA from Naumovozyma dairenensis CBS 421, 801 nucleotides. It is a transcript of the gene MCM22, whose product is annotated as Mcm22p. Lineage: Eukaryota; Fungi; Ascomycota; Saccharomycetes; Saccharomycetales; Saccharomycetaceae. Bases 1 to 801 code for a protein of 266 amino acids. The transcript has a single exon. The record is from RefSeq and is a predicted model, not a curated record.